Lachnellula hyalina is the source of this 375-nucleotide messenger RNA. It is a transcript of the gene ALTA12, whose product is annotated as 60S acidic ribosomal protein. Gene Ontology annotation, biological process: translational elongation; cytoplasmic translation. Gene Ontology annotation, molecular function: ribonucleoprotein complex binding; structural constituent of ribosome; protein kinase activator activity. The record is from RefSeq and is a predicted model, not a curated record. Gene Ontology annotation, cellular component: cytosolic large ribosomal subunit; ribosome. NCBI's taxonomy places the organism in Eukaryota, Fungi, Ascomycota, Leotiomycetes, Helotiales, Lachnaceae. The coding region runs from base 1 to 375 and encodes 124 amino acids. The transcript has 4 exons.
AUGUCGACCGCCGAACUCGCUGUCUCCUACGCUGCUCUGAUCCUCGCCGAUGAUGGCGUCGAUGUCACCGUACGAUUCCUACUUCCUGAAGACCCGGCGCAUCUGGCGCAUGCCGACAAGCUCCAAACCUUGAUCAAGGCUGCUGGUGUCGAGGAUGUUGAGCCCAUCUGGACCUCCCUCUUCGCAAAGGCUCUUGAGGGCAAGGACGUCAAGGAACUUCUCUUGAACGUUGGCUCUGGAGGUGGUGCCGCUGCUGCCCCAGCUGCUGGAGGUGCUGCCGGUGGCGAGGCUGCCGCUGAGGAGGCUAAGCCAGAGGAGAAGGAAGAGGCCAAAGAGGAGUCCGACGAGGAUAUGGGUUUCGGUCUUUUCGACUAA